Messenger RNA from Episyrphus balteatus (marmalade hoverfly), 1708 nucleotides. It is a transcript of the gene noi, whose product is annotated as splicing factor 3A subunit 3. The record is from RefSeq and is a predicted model, not a curated record. Gene Ontology annotation, molecular function: RNA binding; zinc ion binding. NCBI's taxonomy places the organism in Eukaryota, Metazoa, Arthropoda, Insecta, Diptera, Syrphidae. Gene Ontology annotation, cellular component: spliceosomal complex; nucleus. Gene Ontology annotation, biological process: mRNA splicing, via spliceosome. The transcript has 4 exons. The coding region runs from base 167 to 1663 and encodes 498 amino acids.
UCAUUUUUAUGUUUUAUGUGAUGUUUGGUUUGUUAAUCUUAAAAGAAACAUCCUGAUACAGUAAAGAAAUGAGCAAAUAAAUAGUAAACGUUUAUAUUGAAAACUCACCGGAUAAUUUUGUUAAUUUUUUGCGACUUUUUUUGUUCAAUCAACAAAUAAUUGUAACAUGGAAACAAUUUUAGAACAACAACGUCGUUAUCAUGAAGAACGUGAGCGGCUCAUUAAAUUAAUGGUAGAUGAAUAUGCAAACAGGAAACCUGGAGAAAAAGAAAAGAUCUACUCCGAACAUCGUUUAAAGUAUUUAUUGGAUCUUCAUCACAACGCAACACACAAGUUGAAAGAACUCUACGAAGACAAGGACAAUGAGCGCAAAGCCGAAGUACAAGCUUUGUCUGGUCCAAACGAAUUCAAUGAAUUCUAUGCGCGAUUAAAACAAAUUAAAGAAUUCUACAAAAAGCACCCCAACGAAAUCAGUGUUCCACUAUCAAUCGAGUUCGAUGAACUCACAAAGUCAUACAGCAACAAUGAUGAAAUGAGUGGUCUAGUCGAGUUCACUGACGAGGAAGGCGGCGGUCGUUACCUCGAUUUGAACGAAUGCUACGAAACCUAUUUGAAUAUCCGUGGAAUCGAGAAAGUUGAUUACAUCACCUAUCUCAUGACUUUUGAUCAUGUCUUUGACAUUCCCAAAGAACGCAAAAACAUGGAUUAUAAAAAGUAUUUGGAAGCUUUGAAUGAUUAUUUAUAUGGCUACAUAGUUCGAAUCAAGCCAUUGCUAGAUAUUGAUGCAGAAUUAGCGAAACUUGAUGCUGAGUUUCAGAAGCAAUGGGCCAAUGGUACGUUUCCAGGUUGGCCCAAAGAAACUGAGUCUGUGUUGGCAAACACUGGUGCUCAUUUGGACCUUUCUGCAUUUUCUAGUUGGGAGGAGUUGGCUUCGUUGGGUCUUGAUCGUCUCAAGUCAGCUUUGAUGGCUCUUGACCUGAAGUGCGGAGGCACUUUGGAGGAACGGGCACAACGAUUAUUUUCGACCAAAGGUAAAACCCAUCUUGAUGCGUCACUUAUAGCCAAGAAGACUAGUGGAAAGUUUAGCGCUCGAGAGCAAGCACGUCAAAAGGAGAUUGCUUUGCUUGAGGCGAUGUUGUAUCGUUGCGUUGAGUUUGUGUCUGAGCAGAGGAGUGCCACCAAGGAGAAUGUGCAGAGAAAACAAGCGCGUACUGGUGGUGAGAGAGAUGAUAGUGAUGCUGAAGCUAGCGAAAGCGAGAACGAUGAAGAAGACGCUGAUGACGUUCCAUAUAACCCGAAGAAUUUGCCAUUAGGAUGGGAUGGCAAACCGAUCCCUUAUUGGCUUUAUAAACUGCAUGGUCUGAAUAUAAAUUACAAUUGCGAGAUUUGUGGCAAUUUUACAUACAAAGGGCCGAAAGCUUUCCAGCGACAUUUUGCUGAAUGGAGACAUGCUCAUGGAAUGCGAUGUUUGGGAAUACCAAAUACUGCUCAUUUUGCGAAUGUUACACAAAUCGAGGAUGCUAUUACAUUGUGGGAGAAACUUAAGUCGCAAAAACAAAGCGAAAGAUGGAUUGCGGAUCAAGAGGAAGAAUUUGAAGAUUCGUUGGGAAAUGUGGUUAACAGGAAGACGUAUGAGGACUUGAAACGACAAGGAUUGCUAUAAAAUGUAAUUGAUCUUAUAAUAAAAUUGUACAAUCGAUUUAAUGAA